CUGCUGCCGACGUGGGCUGCAGGCCGCAGGCGGUUGCCGGGCGAGCAAACGGAGCGGGCGGCGGGCAUGGGCGGCCUGCGGCUGCUGGCGGUAGCCCUCACGUGCAGCUGCUGGUGGCCGCAGGGCGGCCAGGGCAAGACCCUGCGUGGCAGCUUCAGCAGCGCCGCGGCCCGCGACGCCCAGGGCCAGAGCAUCGGCCAUUUCGAGUUCCACGGUGACCAUGCUCUUCUGUGUGUCAGAAUCAACAACGUAGCAGUGGCUGUUGGAAAAGAAGCUAAACUCUACCUGUUCCAAGCCCAGGAAUGGCUGAAGCUGCUGGAGAGCAGCCCCGGCUACAGCUGCAGUGAGCGGCUAGCCCGAGCUCAGCUGACAGUGACAGUGACCCAGACGGAGCACAACCUCACAGUGUCCCAGCUGCCCGCUCCCCAGACAUGGCGAGUGUUCUAUGCCGACAAGUUCACCUGCAGGGAUGACUCAGAGAGCCCCCAGGGGGAGGAGAUCCCCUUUGAAAUGGUGCUCCUCAACCCGGACGCCGAGGGAAACCCACUGGAUCAUUUUAGCGCCAGAGAGUCCGGGCUCCACGAGUUCUUUUUCCUCCUCGUCCUAGUGUACUUUGUGACUGCGUGCAUCUAUGCGCAGUCUCUGUGGCAGGCUAUGAAGAAGGGAGGACCCAUGCACACCAUCUUAAAGGUCCUCACCACUGCACUGCUGCUUCAAGCUGCUUCAGCCUUAGCUAAUUACAUCCACUUGUCCAGGUACUCCAGAGAUGGGCUAGGAGUGCCUCUCAUAGGAAGCCUGGCAGAAGUUUUUGACAUUGCCUCCCAAAUUCAGAUGCUGUACCUGCUUCUGAGCCUGUGUAUGGGCUGGACAAUAGUGCGGAUGAAGAAGUCGCAGAGCAGACCGCUCCAGUGGGACUCGACACCCGCGUCCACGGGCAUCGCAGUCUUCAUCGUCAUCACACAGAGCAUUUUGCUACUCUGGGAGCAGUUUGAAGACACCAGUCACCACAGCGCACAUUCACACCGCAGCUUAGCCGGGCUCUUGCUGAUUGUCUUACGGAUCUGCCUGGCGCUGUCGCUGGGCUGCGGACUCUACCAGGUCAUCACAGUGGAGAGGAGCGCGCUCAAGAGAGAGUUCUACAUCACGUUUGCCAAGGGCUGCAUCCUGUGGUUCUUGUGCCAGCCAGCGCUCGCAUGCAUUGCUGUCGCUUUUAAUGACUACCAAAGAGAUAAGCUUAUCACAGUAGGUGUCAUCCUGUGUCAGGCCGUGGCCAUGGUCAUUCUGUACAGACUUUUCCUGUCCCACAGUCUUUACUGGGAGGUCUCCUCGCUCUCCUCAGUAACGCUACCACUGACCAUCUCGUCUGCACACAGAGGGCGCCCUCAUUUCUGAUGCUUGAGUUUUGUGGAGAGAACCAGUGAAUGGAGAAGUGCAAUAGGAUCCAACGCAGCACCGUCUUGCUGUGCCUUUGUGUGACAGCUGAGCGGUGGAAGCAGGGCGUCUUAUUUAUAGAACUGAACGUCAGCGGGCUCAGCAGAAAGGAAUAGAAGCUCCGGAGUGAACUCAAACAGUGAACUUCCCAGAAAGAAUGUUGUUUCAAGGUGACUGAAACAGUUUCCACGUGGAAAUAAAUGUGAAAAGGACUGCUUAGAGUACACGUGGGCCAGGUGGUCACACCUGCGAUGCCUCGUCACUAGCAAACUCAGGCCUGAUAGUCCUACAGUAUUCACCUAGACAAUACUUGCCUGUGCGUGCCCAGCUCGCCCAGUUAUGAAAUCAGCGGGAUGUGCUGAUUUUAAAACUACUUCUUUUUAUCCUUUAAAGAACGUGCAUUUCAAAUUAUAAUUUAAAGGACUUGAAAGUGAAAUUACUUAGGAAAUAAAUAGAAAAUAUGUUAACAGUUAAACGAAUUAGCAUUUGUUUAUUCACGUGUGGAGUUAUUCUGCAAUUUCUCCUUGUAUUGUUGGCCCUGCUUCAGGUCUUAUCUUGAUUGAGGAAGGAUCUUGGAUAAAGUGUGGAAAAUCAUGGGUACAUUACAUUGGUUGGAAGAACAGAGAGCUUAAGUGUGAGGACGUGGGUAAGGGACAAGCAGGGUUUUGUGUUUAAAAAGAAAGAAGGAAGAGGUAGUAUGUGGUAUGGCCCUGAAAUUUUAAUCCUGUGAUAAUUCAUUUCUCUUGCGCGGAAUCCCCAGUCCUAAUGAAGCUGUAGACACAGAUUAAAUUAACAGGAGCAUUUCACAGGACUGUUAGUUUCCGUCAUCAACCUACCCACGAAUUCCUGCCCAAGGAUACUUAAUCAGGAUUAAAUUUUCUAUGAAUAAUUGAAAAACAAAAUACUCACUGGAUUUGUUCUAAUCCAUGUUGGCACUGGAUGGUAAGGAGUUGCCAUCUUGAAUCCUUUGUAAUAAAGCUGUGUGUGUGUGUGUUUGUGUGUGUGUGUGUGUGUGUGUGUGUGUGUGUGUGUGUGUGUUUGUGUGUGUGUGUGUGUGUGUUGCUCCCCAAAUUAAGUAUGCUAGUCCUCUAAAAGGUUCCUCAUUAAAGAACCACUCUGUAGCUGUCAGGACUUGCUGUGUGCUGGUAUCUGUGAAGUCGCUUGGACCUUAUUGUUUACUUUUAACUAAUUUUAAAUAUUUAAUCUGCUUGCCAUAUUUUUAAACAGGAAAUGGUGCAAUAAUCUGGUAAUUGCGUUUUUUAAUGGAAGGGUUCAGUUAAUGUAGCAGAAUGGAAAAGGACUGUGGCUUUGUCUUUAUUUUUUCCUUGUCUAUAGUUUCAUUGAAAAUGAAAAUAUCCUGCUUCAUUUUAAGACAAAAUGUGUUUGCAGUCAGCAAAAUGGCAAAGUAAUACAGUCUAGCCCGUGAUUAAAACAUUUCUAUAGGUU
Molecule: messenger RNA, 2877 nt
Organism: Mus musculus (house mouse)
Lineage: Eukaryota; Metazoa; Chordata; Mammalia; Rodentia; Muridae
Gene: Gpr180
Product: G protein-coupled receptor 180
Exons: 9
Coding region: 67-1392 (441 amino acids)
Biological process (GO): G protein-coupled receptor signaling pathway; response to pheromone
Cellular component (GO): membrane
Source: RefSeq, marked validated